GUAAGCAAUAUUUGAAUUCAAAUUUCAACAUUUUAAAUAUAUAGUAUCAUCAUAGUAGAAUAUGCGAUUUAUAAUUUUUUAACCAAGUUUGUUAUCUGGACUAUGGACUCUAAAAAAAGACAGAAGUACCAAAAAUAUAACGGGGAAGCUGUUAUGGCCGCUGUUGCUGAUAUUCGAGACAAUCAUUUUUCAUGAAGAAAGGCAAGUUUAAAAUAUCGAUGGUUAAGAGCACAAAGGGAAUAUAUCCAACAUAUUUUUUUUACUUAAAGGUCGCAAACCUGUUUUAGAAAAAGAGGACGAAGAAAGAAUAAACGACUUUUUGAUUAAAGCAACAAAAAUAGGAUAUGGUAUUUGCCAGAACGAUGUACCAAGCAUAGAAAAAAAUCUUUUAGACAAUAAAGAAAAGCAACACAUAACAGAGCAUUGACUUAACAAUAAAGAAAAAAACGAUAUGUUAGCUCAUAGAAAGUUUGUUAAUAAUCUGGCAAGCAAGUUUUGGAUCUACAGGUUUUUCAAAAGGCAUUCAGAUCUUGCAAGAAGAAUGCCUGAAAAUUUGGGCCACCAACGGCGAAACGUUUCUCGUGUUCAAAUCAAGCAAUGGUUUACUGACCAAAUAAAAGCUUCAGAGCUCCUAUUACCAGAAAACUCUAGUAGAGUGUUUAAUUUGGACGAAACAGGGUUUCCAUUAGCAGAGAUCUUGGGAAGGCUGAAAAUAAUUGCCUCAAAGGGUAUAAAGAAUGUUUAUCGCAUAGCCCCUGACACAAAAACGCAAAUAACAGUUCUUGGCUGUGUAUCCAGAGAUGAAAACUACCAAAAACUUCUAGUUAUAUUUCCAGGAGCACAGCCUUGUUACAAUUUAGACCAUGUAAAUCCAUCUGACAAUGUUCUUGGGCAAUCCAUUAAUGGAUGGGUUUCUUCUUUUUGUGGUUGUCUAAUGACUUCUAUCCAUCGGUAAAAGAAAUGUUACUUUUCCAAUAAUUGUUUUUAUGGACGGUCACUCAACGCAUAUCAAUGUCUGUGUCAGUAAGUUCUGUAGAGACAAUGGAAUUAUUCUACAUUGUUUUCCGUCUCAUGCUAGCCAUUUUAUACAACCCUUGGAUGUUUCUGUCUACGGGCCGCUCAAAACUUAUUGGAACAAGACAUUAAAAGAUUUUAACAAUCAGUUUCCUAACAUGUCGAUGACCAAGGUAAACUUUUUUUCAGUUUUCGACAUUGCAUGGAAAAAAGCAAAAGGUAAACCAGAUAAUGCUGUAUCGGAAUUCAGGAAAUGUGGGCUUAUACCACCUAAUCCAGAGGUGAUUGACUAUUCAAAACUGGUUGAUUCUUCUACAACAACGCGCCUGUUAUCUUCCAAGUUGUCACAAUCUUCUAAUUCCUCAACAGAAAUAUUUACUUUCUUGAGGUGCUUGAAAAAAAUGGAUUCGUUAUUACCAGAGAAUUUCCUAGUAACGUUUCGAAAAGGAUUAGAAGAAAGCUAUGACGUUGAGAGUGAUGCGACUACUUCUGGUCGGGAAUGGAUUAUGUAUAAGUAGUUGCACAUUAAUUCAAAUGAAAAAAUCUCCACCCCUAAACCAUUGCUCAGUUUUUAUCCAGAUGCCGUAACAUCAUGCGAAGCUGAAACACAAACUACAACUGUUACAGAAGUACAAACAUGCAAUAACUAUAUUUCUGGCACUUAAAAAAUGCGUCAACGGCUUCUCUCAAAAAAAGUCAUAUUGCAGAAGUCUCUCAACCCUGACUCAGCGUUUAUUAUAAAAUAAAUUAAUUGUUUUUUAUUUUAUUUGGUUUAUAAAAAUUUCUAAGUA
Molecule: messenger RNA, 1805 nt
Organism: Hydra vulgaris (swiftwater hydra)
Lineage: Eukaryota; Metazoa; Cnidaria; Hydrozoa; Anthoathecata; Hydridae
Source: RefSeq, a predicted model, not a curated record